This is a messenger RNA of Quercus lobata, 573 nucleotides long. RefSeq lists its product as uncharacterized. The coding region runs from base 1 to 573 and encodes 190 amino acids. The transcript has 2 exons. NCBI's taxonomy places the organism in Eukaryota, Viridiplantae, Streptophyta, Magnoliopsida, Fagales, Fagaceae. The record is from RefSeq and is a predicted model, not a curated record.
AUGAGUGCACUUGGAGUUUCAACCUUGAGGCAAUAUGAGGAGUACCUUGGACUACCAGCCAUGGUGGGUAGAAAUAAAAGAGCUAGCUUUGAUGACUUGAAGCAAAGAGUGUGGAAGAAAUUACAAGGGUGGGAGGGGAAGUUAUUUUCUCAAGCUGGAAGAGAAGUUCUUAUCAAAGCAGUAAUACAAGCAAUUCCUACUUGCAUCAUGAGUUGCUUCAAACUCCCAACCAUGUUGUGCCAUGACAUUGAGUCUCUUGUUCACAAGUUUUGGCGGGGACAAAGGGGAGAUAGGAGGAAAGUGCAUUGGGUAAAAUGGGAUGACUUGUGCCAACAUAAAACUCAAGGAGGAUUGGGGUUCAAAGAUCUUGUGAUGUUUAAUGAGGCUAUGUUAGCCAAAUUAGCUUGGCGGUUGCUGCAUGAUGAUAACUCACUCUUUUAUAGAGUCUUCAAGACUAGACUUUUUCCAAAUGGGACUAUUCUUGAGGCUAAAGAAGCCCCAUCUGCUUCGUAUGCUUGGAAAAGUAAUUUGGAGCUCAGAAUAGCCAUGUAUAUCGGGUAUGCAAGGGAGUAG